AUCUCCCAGGUCGCACAGUCCUUACUGUACACGAACCCCUCCCUGAUCGUCAUACACAACCUUGGAACACUUGCCCGGAACAGCGGGUCCGAGGGGUGCAAUUGGGCGAAAUGGGCCAACAAUUCGUGGCGUAGGUCUGCUCACGUCUGCUCCGCCCCAUGAAACGCGGGGCGUUCACCCGUUGGCCACAUUAUUUAUUAUCCAUCUGCUGCCUGGGGUCCUGAUGUCCAAGUCCAUACCACCAUCGCUACUGCAACCGCCUUGACGACAGUCGUUUUCCUUCGCUCAUUGAGCCCUCUUUCCUCCCUCUCCUUUAGCGGUACUUUUCAAUCGCUCACGAUGCAGCGCCUCCAGCGCAAGGUUGGGCGCUUCCUCCCCAGGACGCCCAACGAAGCCGACAUUGAAGCAAUGCUGAGGGACUUCAACGACUCGGACCAGAUGCUGGAGAAGAUCGAGAGUGCUGCAAAGCAAUGGCGCGACGCCUGGACCAAUAUCCUCGCCCACCAGCUGGCCGCCAUUGAGUGCAUGCACUCCAUCUACAAGCCAUUGGGUGCGAAGAGCAGCGACUACGGUUCCCAGGUCGCCGUGGAUACACCGGCCGCGACCUUGGAACGCUGCGCCCAACUGCAACAAGCCUUCUCCGAGCUGAAGACAGACAUGAUGGAGGAAGUGGCCGACAUUGAGAAGAAACUCAUCACGCCAGCCAGGAUUGCACGUGAUUCUUUGAAGCCUAUGAAGAAGGCCAUUAAGAAGCGCGAGGAUAGAAAGGUCGACUACGAGCGCUACAAGAGCCGUACGGAAGCAUUGCAGAACAAGAAGACCCGAUCAGAUCGCGAAACUUCAGCGUUGAUCAAGCACGAGAGUGAUCUCACAAAAGCAACCCACGAAUACCAGUACGCCGACGAGGCCCUCCGCACUCAACUGCCCCGCCUGAACGCAGCCACCUUUUCCCUCCUGCCCCAUCUUCUGGCCAACCAGAUUGUCUUGCAAAACAACCUGAUAGGAAAUUUGUACACUGUUCUGAACCAGUAUUCCAUUGAGCAAGGCUACCCAGACCCUCCCCCGGAGCUGGAAGAGGUCGUUCCAGUGUGGGAGUCUGCCUUCACACCUCUGCGGACGGAGUUGGAGUCUUCGCUUGAGCUCUUACGGACGGGCAAGGCAGUGCGCCAGCCGAUGCGACUACCAGACCAGGGCAGUAGCUUGACUGGAUUGGGAAUCCGGAACAAAGUCAUACCCGGACGAAGAUCUAGCAGCAAUACCAGUGUCCCAACCGUGAAUGCACCUCGGUCACCCCGCCCUGGGCACACCUUAGCUCCUCCGUCUGAGGGGCCGCCUGUGCCUCUCUCCAACAAGCCGUCCAUGUCUUCUCUCAACACGUCUACACCCAGACUCGGUGCUUCGCCUGGCCGACUAACACCGCCGAGCGCGACCGACCAGUGGGGAGGCAGUACGCCGACGGUGUCUUACGCCUCAGCAAAUGGUGCAGGUACAAAAGCUAGCCACGACGACUAUUUUGGUCGGCAGCGGAUCCUUUCAACCGCGUCAUCGCCAAACCCGGCAGCGGGAAAGAAGAAGCCUCCCCCACCUCCGCCCAAGAAGAUUGGCUCCUUCCAUGGGGAAUACGUGACGGCCAUGUACGACUUUGACGGGAUGAAUGAGGGCGAUUUGACGUUCCGGGAGGGCGACCGCAUUCGGGUGGUGAAGAAGACGAACAGUUCGCACGACUGGUGGGAGGGUGAGCUACGGGGAGAGAAGGGCAGUUUCCCUGCCAACUACUGCAAGUGAAGGGAAACAAGAGUUGAUACCGCCGUCCACUUAUGGUUCUCGGAGGGCGAUGAUGAGCAUGUAGUCAGCUUGGUGUAUCAUUCGAUAAGGAUCACUCGCAAUAUCAUGUCGUGGAUCAUGCGCUCGCCGAGUACAUUUUGCGGAUUCCCGUGCUGCAACUGUUUAAUGCCUGUACAACCACAAACAUGAUGGGAACCUCGUAGACACGGUCAGUAAAUAUACAAGUCGUGAAGCUUCGAAUGGCCCCCACCCUGCCCUCGGCUGAAGCGCACGUGCCCGUGCGGGUGACUGCUCGGGUGAUGCAGCCUCACCUGCAUGAUCUGCAAUUCGCCCUCUUCUCACCUUAUCACUAUUAAACUAGACUAUGGACACUCUCGAG
This is a messenger RNA of Westerdykella ornata, 2164 nucleotides long. RefSeq names its product SH3 domain signaling protein. NCBI's taxonomy places the organism in Eukaryota, Fungi, Ascomycota, Dothideomycetes, Pleosporales, Sporormiaceae. Bases 340 to 1785 code for a protein of 481 amino acids. The record is from RefSeq and is a predicted model, not a curated record. The transcript is spliced from 3 exons. Gene Ontology annotation, cellular component: Rvs161p-Rvs167p complex; mating projection tip; actin cortical patch. Gene Ontology annotation, molecular function: protein binding; lipid binding. Gene Ontology annotation, biological process: endocytosis; actin cortical patch localization; plasma membrane tubulation.